Messenger RNA from Sinocyclocheilus rhinocerous, 3844 nucleotides. RefSeq names its product inosine-5'-monophosphate dehydrogenase 1b-like. Gene Ontology annotation, biological process: GTP biosynthetic process. Bases 500 to 2326 code for a protein of 608 amino acids. Lineage: Eukaryota; Metazoa; Chordata; Actinopteri; Cypriniformes; Cyprinidae. The transcript is spliced from 16 exons. Gene Ontology annotation, molecular function: IMP dehydrogenase activity. Gene Ontology annotation, cellular component: cytoplasm. The record is from RefSeq and is a predicted model, not a curated record.
UUCUAUCUCCUCAAUGUCCCAGUAUGUAACUCCCUCAGGCUUGAACAUUCUCUUACUAUCUCUAGUUUGUCUAUUCCUUGUUCUCAGUCCUCCUAUUAUACCAGUGCUUUCGCACACAGGGGCCAGUGGGAUUCAGAGGUGGGAAGAUCUCCACGGUGACACCUUGGUCUCCAUGUGAGCAGGUGCGUAGAGCAUGGAUUCACAGUUCCUGGGAACUCACUCGCCCGGGCUAUAUGAGAUCAGUCAAAGCAAAGCUCUUCGCUCACCUCAUCAAACACAAACAACCACGGGAUCCUGGAGAAAUGAAACUGCUUAACUCUGGAUUUACAGCUAGAUCACUUUUAGCCUUCGUAGUUACAUACUUAUUUUCAUUCCAUUCUUGAAUCUGAAUCUUGGAUCCAUAAUUGUGCCGUUUUGAACAGGAUUCAGAGACCAUCAUUUGAAUUUGCACAAGACUCAGCCACAAGACUGGCUUGGACUGGUUGGAUUUGUUUUGGAAAUGAACAGUGCACAGACUAUAUCCCUAAACAGGACGGAGAUGGAGGAGAUUCCAGAAGACUUCCAAGAACAGGAGAUGAACCACGAGAUGGUGAACAACACUGCAUGUUCUCCCAAUGGCUUCCCAGGGGUUCCUCAUGUGCGCGGACAUGAGUCUGCAGCCCAGCGCUACACGACAACACGUUUACAAGCAGGUUUUCCAGACAGUAUGGCAGACUAUCUGAUAAGUGGAGGAACUGGCUAUAUCCCUGAUGACGGACUGUCUGCCCAGCAGCUCUUUUCAGUUGGAGAUGGUCUCACCUACAAAUCAGAACAGCAGUCUGUCCGAGACGGACUCACGGCGGAAGAGCUUUGCUCUAUGGGGGACGGUAUGACUUACAAUGACUUCCUGAUCUUGCCUGGCUUCAUUGACUUCACCUCAGAUGAAGUGGACCUGACCUCAGCAUUGACCAAGAAAAUCACACUGAAGACCCCACUCAUCUCCUCUCCUAUGGAUACUGUUACCGAAUCCUCAAUGGCCAUUGCCAUGGCACUGAUGGGAGGAAUUGGCAUCAUUCACCAUAAUUGCACACCAGAGUUUCAGGCCAACGAGGUGCGCAAAGUGAAGAGGUUUGAACAGGGUUUCAUCACUGAUCCAGUGGUCCUGAGUCCUCGUCACACUGUAGGUGAUGUACUUGAAGCAAAAGUUCGACACGGAUUCUCUGGAAUCCCCAUAACUGAGACGGGCAAGAUGGGCAGCAAACUGGUCGGCAUCGUCACGUCACGAGACAUUGAUUUCCUGUCUGAGAAAGAUCAUAACAAACCCCUAGAGGAGGCCAUGACUAAAAGAGAGGAUCUUGUAGUCGCUCCUGCUGGUGUCACACUAAAAGAAGCCAAUGACAUCCUGCAACGCAGCAAAAAAGGUAAACUACCCAUCGUGAAUGACAAGGAUGAACUGGUGGCCAUAAUAGCCCGCACAGACCUGAAGAAGAACAGGGACUAUCCUCUGGCCUCCAAAGACUCCCGCAAACAGCUGCUGUGUGGCGCUGCCAUCGGCACCCGUGAAGACGAUAAAUACCGUCUGGACCUGCUCGUGCAGUCUGGGGUGGAUGUAGUGGUUUUGGAUUCGUCACAAGGCAAUUCCGUAUACCAGAUUAACAUGAUCCAUUACAUUAAGCAGAAGUACCCAGAUCUGCAGGUUGUGGGAGGGAAUGUGGUUACAGCUGCUCAGGCGAAGAACCUGAUAGACGCAGGGGCGGAUGCGUUGAGAGUGGGAAUGGGCUGUGGUUCUAUCUGCAUCACACAGGAAGUCAUGGCAUGUGGACGGCCUCAGGGUACCUCCGUGUACAAGGUGGCAGAGUACGCUCGGAGGUUUGGGGUGCCUGUCAUCGCAGAUGGGGGCAUCCAGACGGUCGGCCAUGUGGUGAAGGCACUGUCCCUGGGGGCAUCGACAGUUAUGAUGGGAUCUCUGUUGGCCGCCACCACAGAAGCUCCAGGCGAAUAUUUCUUUUCUGAUGGGGUGCGACUGAAGAAAUACAGAGGCAUGGGCUCACUAGAUGCCAUGGAGAAAAAUGCCAGCAGCCAGAAACGAUACUUCAGCGAGGGCGAUAAGGUGAAGGUGGCUCAGGGAGUGUCGGGCUCAGUGCAGGACAAAGGCUCCAUCCAUAAAUUUGUCCCAUACCUCAUCGCUGGAAUCCAACACGGCUGCCAAGACAUUGGUGCAAAAAGCCUCUCUGUGCUUCGGUCCAUGAUGUAUUCCGGAGAGCUGAAGUUCGAGAAGCGGACCAUGUCUGCUCAGGUGGAGGGUGGCGUACAUGGACUUCACUCUUAUGAGAAACGUCUUUACUAAUAGAGCGGGCAGAACACGGAUGGGAAACAGCGACCAAACACCUCAGACAAAUCCUAGAACUUACCCCACCCUGCCAGAACCCGUUCUCCGCUCUUCACCGUUCCUCUGGCACGACCACCACAGUGAGAUAUGGAGAAGAGAAGUAUUAAAUGAGUUUGAGAGUAGGACCGCAAACUAAUUCAGUCCCCCAAAACAUGGCAGUUGCACUCAAGGGAGCAUCAGGGUUACCCAAAAGCUGCUUGUUUGUGUGUUUAUGAGCAGACUGGCAGAAACAAGGCAGCAUUUGCAGCGAAUAUUCUUGAAUGCCUUUUUUUCCUCCCAAACUGAUUCUUGCAACCAUGUUUUUGUCUUGAAUAUUUUUUAAGGCAGCAUCAGUGUCUAUAUCACCAUAUCCACCUGCAAAAUGAUAGCUGCCUUCAAACCAAGUUCUCCAGCUAUACUUGAGGCAAUCUUUUCUGUAGUAGAUUUGUAACUACUGAAGAUGCUAUGAGAUAUAUUUUUAUUUUAGAAGGCAGAGGUACAUAGCAAAUUAAUGUCAAUUUUGUGAUAGUUAAAUGUCUAUUGUAUUAUCGGUGGGUCAGUUUUCUCUACGUCCACCAACCCGCAUUCUGUAACUGUGGGUAUGAUUCAUACUGAAAAUAAUUAUACCAAAACUGAUAUCUGUAGAUAUAUGUAGUUGCUCUGAGAGUGUCAUGCUAAUGUGUCUGGAUUGCAUUUUUGACCAAAAAGCUGGAACUUAUACUGAAGGGUUUGAUGAUUAUCAAGGUCAAUUAUGGCCGACUUUUAAUGCAGUCUUUGAGGAAUUUUACAGAAGAAUAGUAAUUAUGGGAUCUGGGUUAAUGCAGUUGUGACUCUGAGUGCUGUACAGGUAUGAAGAGUUUUCUUUUGCAUGCUGCAGUAUUCUUUUUUUAUAUUAUUUACAUAACUGCCAAGUGCAUUUUUUUGUUAACUUGACUAUUUAAUCUUCUAUAAAAGCCAAAUAAAUGCUGUGAGUAUCCUGGUCUUCUCUCAGGAUAUGUUUGUCCAUCUAAAUAUCCCCUACAGCUUUGCGUGUUGGGUGGACCAGUGACAUGCCUUGAAUUGUGUAAUAAAUGGACACCUCUGUCUUAACCCAAAACAUGCCACUCAUGCUCGCCAGAUCCUGUGGCUUCAUAAAACUAUGACUGCCAAAUGAUGCAUGUCAACCAUAUGAAUUUAAAUGAGUGUUUUUGUAAUACAUUUUCAGUACUAUUUGUUUAGCUUUUUGCAGUUUCUGCUAGAGGUUUUUUAUUUUAUAUCUUAGCAUUAAAUAUGUGGACUAUUAUUCAAGCUGUACAAAAUUCUCAGUAUAACGAUGUACAAAGACACACUUUGCAUCCUUUACAUCAACUGAAUGUUGUUUGUUAGUGUGUUGCUUUUCCCCCAGUCACAGUCUCUGACAACUCAAGAGCCAAGUUUGUUUACCGCAGUGUACUCAACUGAGGUUGCAUAUCCUAUCCAAUAUUGUUUAAAAAAUAAAUAAAAGUACUUAAUCUGUUA